AUGAAACAUUUGUUCUUUACUGGCUUUCUUGUCGUGGUGAUUUUAGGGGUUCUAGUUUAUGCUGUGAUUUCAGCGCAAAAACGUAUGCAACGAACUACUGCGGGAGAAAUUACAAUACCAGAGUUUAGAAUUGUAGGUGUAAAAUUCGAAAUACCAGAAAAAUCGGUAGUGAUAGAGAAUAGCAGAAAAUGUACUGCACACAAUCGCGUACCAUGUAAACUUAACGACGUAAUAACUUUCAUGGAUUGUCAAGAAUUAUCUGUGAAGUGCUAUCACUUCAAGGAAAAUACAAAAUUUAUUGAGAAUGGUAAGGAAUAUGAAAUUCCGAAAAAUGAGACAAAAAACGAUGGCUAUCUUUUACCAAUUAAUAAAGAAGCUAAUUGCAAUAUUUAUCAUGGUAAUUUGGUGCUAAUUUCAAUUAGUCCCAAUGAAACAGAAUACUUAAUGAUGUGUGAAUGUAAGAAUCCAGGUUACGUAAAUAAAACUAGUCUCUUAGGUGCUUGCGAUGACGCCCAAAUUUGUGAUGGCCAUGUUAAAGACAUUAAUAAGCCGGUUGAAAAAAUUGAGUGUAUCUGCCGUAAAGGCGAGAUAAAUAAAGUUUACGAAAACGAAAAAGUCCCCACCUGCAAACCAAUGACAGUGCAGGAAGCAAAUAAAGAGUAUGCCGAUUGGACGAGUCUAGUACUGUGGAACUCUAAUCGUCUUCUUCGCCUCAAAAAUUUUCACCCAAGCAUUCAUACAGCAGUACACGUCAAACAUUUGCUCGACCCAUGUGCUAGCUCCCUCAAUGAUUCCACAAUUCCUAUACAAAAUGGCUAUUUUGAUCCAUCUCUAGGAACGUGCCGUUUUUCGGAUUUUGGUAUUCCCGUGCACAGAGGAAUAUUCGAUGAUAGUAGAAUCCAGAAUGAGUCUCGAUGCUCUAUUGACGGGGCUUUGGCGACAACUAUAUAUAAACGUAUUCGCAUUACUGAUCAUUUGACCGAUAAAAUGCAUCGACAACGUCGUCGAAUAACAACUAUUCAAACCUCUCUAAAAACUGUGUCCAAAUUGAACAAUACAGAAAUUACCAUAGCAAUACCUGAUAAUAUUCAUUUUAGCCGCACAGCUCAGCUUUUCAUGAGUAUACCCAAAGAUAUUUACGCUUGUAAGUGCACGGCCGGUAUCUUCACUUAUAGAUGCUUGAUUGAGAGAAAAGGACAUUAUAUUUCGAAUGGUAUUCCCAUACCAAUAUAUCAUUCGCCGUUACUUUGGUGGUGGACAGAAUGGAAAGAACUUGAAGGUCUUAACCGAGAGAUUACCGCCGGUGGCCAUGGCAAUGGUGUAGAAAUAAAUAUGGAGAAAUUGGUUACAGCUCCAUUGCUUCAAUUCUAUGGAGUAGAAUAUGGUCACAUGUACAGUGGAUUAAUUUCCUUUAAUAAUGAGGCAGCUUUUGAACUUCAUGCACGUGCUGCAACUAAUUAUUAA
This is a messenger RNA of Fopius arisanus, 1464 nucleotides long. Lineage: Eukaryota; Metazoa; Arthropoda; Insecta; Hymenoptera; Braconidae. The record is from RefSeq and is a predicted model, not a curated record.